This is a messenger RNA of Nothobranchius furzeri (turquoise killifish), 2609 nucleotides long. RefSeq names its product G protein pathway suppressor 2 (gene gps2). The record is from RefSeq and is a predicted model, not a curated record. NCBI's taxonomy places the organism in Eukaryota, Metazoa, Chordata, Actinopteri, Cyprinodontiformes, Nothobranchiidae. Gene Ontology annotation, molecular function: transcription coregulator activity. Gene Ontology annotation, biological process: regulation of transcription by RNA polymerase II. Gene Ontology annotation, cellular component: transcription regulator complex.
UCCAGAGUAAGAUGCGGUGGGACAUUCCAAUUCAAUAAUUUUACAUAUUUUACAAAUUUUACACCAUUCAACAGCAUCUCCUCUCACUACCAACCCUCAGCACCCCCCACCCCCCCUAAAUCUGACCAGGUGAGGAGAGAACCAAGGUGGCUUAAGAGCAGGAAGGCUGCAGGUCCUGGCGGGAUCAGCCCCAGAGUGCUCAAAGACGCACAUGUCACGCACAUGUUCAACCUGAGCCUUCAGUUGGAGCAGGUCCACGUUACGUGGACGACCUCCUGUGUGGUUCCAGUUCCCAAAACAUCACAUCCCUGGGAACCAGACCACUACAGACCAGUCGCCUUGAUCUCCCAUCUGAUGGAAGAUUAUGGAGAGACUCAUCUUUACCCAUUUACGUUCAAUGGUGAGCCUGGAAGUAGAUCCACUGCAAUUUGCAUAGAAACCAAACAUGAGGUGGAGGACGUGCUCAUCUACCUGCAGCACCAGGCCCCGACACCUUGAGGUGCAAAAAAGCACUGAGAAAAAUGUUCUUCGACUUCUCAAGUGCUUUCAACACGUCCAGCCGUGUCUACUGCAGCAGAAGAUGAGGGGUGCAGGAGCGGACGAACAUCUGACUGCAUGGACCACUUGCAGUAUGCUGCAUAGUUCUGGAACCCAAGUUUUUAAAUUUUCAUUCAUGGUUUUUAGUGGUCGAAGGUUACGAUAAUAGCUUACUGCUUGUGUUUAUAUAUACAUGUACCUUUUGUUGUUCUUCAAAUAAUUCUUUUAAGCGUUUGUGCUUCUGUGAGAAGUGAAUUUCCCCCCACUGUGGGAUCAAUAAAGUCUAUUCUUUUCUAAAUCAACAGUACUUUUCAAAGAGCUAAACUCUAAAAACAUUUUAAGUGUGAUGUACUUAUUUUAAGGUUUUCAGAUAAUGAACAAAGAUUCUUGGUCAAAACCAUGAAGGAUGUUGUCCAUUUUCCAAGCUCAUAAAUACUACGGGUAAAACUACAAUUCCCUUGAUGCUUUGCGAAGGAAACAUCACCACCGAAAGUGCAACUUGACUUCCUCACCCGGGCCCAAAACCGCUCCUUGCUCAUUUAUACCUGCGCAGAAGUUUAAGCUAAAUACGCCACAGAUAGAAUACUGGAGCAUAUUUAAAUUCUUCGUAAACGACUCACAAAACGACAAAACUGGCCCCUCCGCUGCCUGUCACUAUGCCCGCACUGCUGGAGAGACCCAAGCUGUCUAACGCGAUGGCCAGAGCCCUCCACAAGCACAUCAUGAGGGAGAGGGAGCGCAAGAGGCAAGAGGAAGAGGAAGUAGACAAGAUGAUGGAGCAGAAGCUAAAGGAAGAGGAGGAGAGAAAGAGGACAAAGGAGAUAGAGGAGAGGAUGUCGUUAGAGGAAACCAAAGAACAGGUGAUGAAGAUGGAAGAAAAGCUGCAGGGACUCCAAGAGGAGAAGCAUCAGUUGUUUUUACAACUCAAGAAAGUUCUCCACGAAGAAGAGAAGAGGCGCAGAAAGGAGCAGAGUGACAUCACUACCCUGACAUCAGCCAGCUACCAGCCCAGUCUGUCCAUGCACACAGGGCAGCACCUCCUCAGUAUCCCAGGCAGCCCAGUCAGCCACAGUCGACCCGGCGCUCUGCUGGGAGAACGCAGCAAACAGCUGUUCUCUGCUUCUGUGAUCCCUACCCGCCAUUAUCAGACCCCCACAUUCAGUUCAGGCUCAGCAGAACACGGACAGUUCAGCGGGAGCCAGGGCGUCCAUGAGCCUUACGGGGUGGCUCAGGCCCAGCACCCCUCCUCCUAUGCUCCAGGACCUUCAGUACCCGUCAGUUUCCCCAGCAGUUCUCAGAUCAGAGGUGCGUCUGCGUUUCAAGCCAUGCAGUACCUCCCUCAUCAGCAGGCUGGUUAUCCUGUUCACAGCCCUUUUACCUCUCAGUCAGGAUACAUCCCAGCACCAACGAUAUCUCUACAGAAGCAGCUGGAACACGCCAACCAACAGUCCGGCUUUACUGAUGCUGGCGGUUUGAGGCCCAUGCACCCCUCAGCCAUGCAUCCCUCAGCCCAAGGUCUGCUGCCUGCACCUAUGGUCCAGAUCCCUACUGCUAAGGCCCCCUUCCAGAGCUCUCCGCAGGGCACUCCUCGUCACAGCUUCCUGUCCCACAGCCAGAGCGGGCAGAGGUUUUACCACCAUGGCAAGUAGCCCACAGCGCCCUCAGCAUCCGCUUCCCGGACACUCUGGAGACGCCGUCGGACCUGGUCUUGAUGUUUUAAACCUUUUUGAUGUAAAGUUUGUACAGUAGCUUUCAUCGCUUCUGGUUUAAAGUCCUCAAACUCGCACUUGUCUUUUUUGUUCUCACUACACUUUUAAAUAGUAAAUUUGUAAAAUAACUGUAUUACAGACCCAGAAUUUUUAGUUUCUCCAUAAAUGAUUGGAAUUAGACCAAUGAGACUGGUCCCGCACACAUUAACUAGUUAAGCUUAAACACUUUGUCCCAAGUUUUUGUCUGUCCUCGGAUGACCUUUUGUAACACGAUUUGGAGGAAAACCAGCUGUAGCAUAAAUAAAGUUGGGUUAUUUGGAAUUAUUCACUUAAAUGUUGCUAAAUAAACAAAUCACUUUUCAA